CACGUUCUCUCCUUGGAUAUCGGAUCAAAACACGUUUAACAUCAGCAACUGGAAUCGUGUCAACUGUCUUUUUCGCUGAAGUGUUUUUUCAAUAAUUAGGAAGCAGAUUACUUCGGAAUCAGCUCAAUCUUUUUUCAACAUGCAUUCGCUGCAAAACGUCAAAAUAAACUGCAGUCGAUCUGUGUCAUCUGCACCCAUUCUUAUUUUAGCUGAACUAACGAAAGACACUGGAUCAAUCAAAAUUGAAUGGGGAAAUACAACAGCUUUAGAAAUAAUUCCGAAGCAAGGAUCGGCUAUAAGUUUUACUUCAGUUUACUCCAUCUGCCGAUUUUUGGCCCGCACUACUGCACCGGCUCUUUAUGGAAAUAACAUACUGGAAAAAACUGAAGUAGAUCAUUGGUUAGAAUUCUGUAGUAGAAAAUAUACUGUUCCAGAAUUCAAAGAGAGCCUGACGAAGCUUGACUCUACUUUAUCUAUGGUAACUUUUUUAGUUGGAGAUGCUCUUACACUUGCUGAUAUAUGUGUAUGGUCCUUACUUUAUAAGGGCUUACCAGCUGGGUGCAUAUUGCCUCAAAAUGUAAAGAGAUGGUUUACUUUCUUAUCCAGUCAGCCAGCAUUUCUUUCUGCCUCCCAAAUGUUUCCUCAAGAAAAUCCAACUUCAGAUAAAAAUGAAUCCUCCACCAAAGUGAAAAUGGAAGAUAAAGGUAAAUUUAUUGAAUUACCUGGUGCUGAGAUGGGAAAAGUAGUUGUCAGAUUUCCACCAGAAGCUAGUGGAUAUUUGCAUAUAGGGCAUGCCAAAGCUGCUCUUCUUAACGCUCAUUACCAAACAACUUUUCAAGGCAAAUUGGUUAUGAGAUUUGAUGACACUAAUCCAGAGAAAGAAAAAGAAGAUUUCGAGAAAGUCAUUCUUGAAGAUGUGGCUAUGCUUCAAAUAAAACCAGAUAUUUUCUCAUAUACAUCUGACCACUUUGAUUUCAUUGAAAAGAAGCUGGAGGAACUGUUAAAAUCUGGUAUUGCUUAUGUUGAUGAUACUGACCCUGAAACUAUGAAAAAUGAACGAGAACAAAGAAUAGAAUCCCGUAAUAGAAAUAAUGACGUGGAGAAAAACUGGAAAAUGUGGCAAGAAAUGAAAAAAGGUACUGAUUAUGGAAAAACUUGCUGUGUUCGAGCGAAAAUUGAUAUGUCAUCCGAUAAUGGCUGUCUUCGAGAUCCAACCCUAUAUCGCUGCAAGGCUAUGCCGCACCCACGCACUGGAAAUAAAUACAAAGUCUAUCCUACAUAUGACUUUGCUUGUCCAAUUGUUGAUAGCAUUGAAGGUGUUACUCAUGCUUUGAGGACAACUGAGUAUCAUGAUAGAGAUGCUCAAUUUGAGUGGGUAUUAGAUGCUUUGAAAUUGAGGAAACCAUAUGUGUGGGAAUACUCCAGGCUGAAUAUGACACACACUGUUCUCUCAAAAAGAAAAUUAACUUGGUUUGUGGAUCAAGGCUUUGUAGAUGGCUGGGAGGAUCCAAGGAUGCCUACCGUACGAGGAGUUCUUAGAAGAGGAAUGACUGUUGAAGGCUUAAAGCAAUUCAUCGUAGCGCAAGGGUCAUCACGAUCUGUAGUUGUCAUGGAAUGGGAUAAAAUUUGGGCAUUCAACAAAAAGAUUAUAGACCCAAUUGCUCCAAGAUAUAAUGCUGUUGAAAGAGAUAAUUGUGUUCCUGUUAUUGUUGAAGGAGCUACUAAUCAAGUUCUUGAAGUUGCCAAGCAUCCAAAGAAUCCUGAUCUUGGAACAAAAACUAUUAAUGUUGGACCUAGGUUACUUGUAGAUGAUUUUGAUGCCAAAGCUAUGAAGGUGGGAGAAAAUGUUACAUUCAUUAAUUGGGGAAAUCUUCUUAUCACCAAUAUUUCCAAGAAACCGAAUGGUGAGAUUGAAUGUGUGAAUGCAAAACUUAAUUUGGAUAAUAAAGAUUUCAAGAAAACAUUGAAAGUCACAUGGGUUGUUGAUUCUCCAGAUUCACCACUCACACCAUGUAUGUGUGUGUAUUAUGACCAUCUCAUUACAAAAGCUGUUCUGGGAAAAGAUGAUGAUUUCAAGAAGUUCCUGAACAAGAACACUAAAGUUGUUGUCAACAUGAAAGGUGAUGCUGAUUUAACAACUUUGAAGAAAGGUGAUAUAAUCCAAAUCCAAAGGAAAGGAUUCUUCAUCUGUGAUGAGCCAUAUGAUCCAUCUACUAUGAGGUACACUAGUUGUGCUGGUUCUGUAGUUCUUUUCUACAUACCUGAUGGUUCCAAAGACACAAGUGGCUUACCUUGUGCAGUAAGAAAGGCUUUUACCCAUGAAGAAAGUGUUAAAGAAAAAAUCACAAGUUUAAAAGGAAAAGAUUUUGAGAGGUCUCCUCAAGAAGAAAGUAAAAGCAUUUGUUCGCCUGUAGGUGAUGUAUCAAUGUCUUAUACAGAAACUGAUUCUGGAUCUCAAAAUUUGUUUGAAGCUGCUAUGAAUUUAGAUAAUAAAAUUAAAGAUCAAGGUAAUCUCAUUAGAAAAUUAAAAAGUGAAAAGGCUGAAAAGAGUGUAAUUGAUACCAAUGUUAAAUUGUUGUUGCAGUUGAAAGGAGAAUUUAAACAAUGUACUGGAAAAGAUUGGGCCCCUGGUAUUAAAGUAGAUGAAAUUGUUCAGAAACAAAGUACUGCUGUUAGUGUUAAAAAAGAGAGUUGUCCACAGAACAAUCCAGGCGAUGCUGUCGGUAUUCAUAACAGUAUAAAGGCUCAGGGAGAUCUUAUAAGAAAAUUGAAAUCUGAAAAAGCAGAUAAGAAACUAAUUGAUGAAAAUGUCCAGCAGUUACUGAAGUUAAAAGGUGAAUUUAAAAAGAUUACAGGAUUAGACUGGAAACCUGAUAUAAAAUUACCAUCUGCUGAAAAUAAAACCACUGAAACUAAAAGUUCAAGCAAUCAGUUGGAUUCAGUUCUAGAUCAACAAAUUAGGGCACAAGGAGAUGUUGUUAGAAAAUUGAAAUCAGAAAAGGCUGAAAAAAGUGCAGUUGAUGGAGAGGUGCAAAAAUUGCUGAAAUUAAAGGCCGAAUUUAAAAAUGCUAUUGGUGUUGAUUGGAAGCCAGAUUUCAAACCUCAAGCAGUUAAAACAGAAGCAAGUAAUCUGAAGGAUACUAGCUGUAAUGAUCCCUCUUUUGAGCUUGAUCUUCAAAUUAAAGAUCUUGGAAGUUUGAUUCGAAAACUUAAAGCUGAUAAAGCAGAUAAAAGUGUUAUUGAUGAAAAUGUAAAAAAACUAUUGAAGCUGAAAGAUGAUUACAAAAAUGCUGCUGGCAAAGAUUGGAAGCCAGAUAAUCAAGCAAAUGAAACUGUAAAUAAUCCUGGUAAGAAAUCAUCUGAUAAUCCAAAGAAACAAGCUACUAAAAACAAACCUGCUCAAAAAACUGAAAAGGCUGCUUCCGAAAAUCCUGAAAGUGGUGUAAAAAAAAUUACAAGACUUGGUUUAGAAGUGAAGAAGGAAGAAAAUCUGGCUGAAUGGUACUCUCAAGUUUUGACCAAAGGUGAAAUGAUAGAAUAUUAUGAUGUCAGUGGAUGUUAUAUCCUACGUCCUUGGGCAUAUAGUAUUUGGGAAGCUAUUCAAAAAUUCUUUGAUUCUAAGAUCAAAGAAUUAGGAGUUACCAAUUGUUACUUCCCGAUGUUUGUAUCUUCAAAUGCUUUAGAAAAAGAAAAAACUCACAUUGCUGAUUUUGCCCCAGAAGUUGCUUGGGUUACCAAAUCUGGAUCUUCAGAUUUAGAAAAACCAAUUGCUAUAAGACCAACUAGUGAAACUGUUAUGUAUCCUUCUUAUGCAAAAUGGAUUCGCUCCCACCGAGAUCUUCCUUUGCGAUUGAACCAAUGGUGCAGUGUUGUCCGAUGGGAAUUCAGAAAUCCUCAGCCCUUCAUUCGUACUAGAGAAUUUCUAUGGCAAGAAGGCCAUACUGCAUUUGCUGUUAAAGAAGAAGCAGAAAAUGAAGUUUACUCAAUAUUAGAAUUUUACUCUCAAGUAUAUGAGAAUUUACUUGCCAUUCCAGUUAUUCGAGGUAGGAAAACAGAAAAGGAAAAAUUUGCUGGUGCUGAUUUUACCACCACUACUGAGCUUUAUGUUCCUGCUAGUGGUCGUGGAUUGCAAGGUGCAACAUCUCAUCACUUAGGACAAAAUUUCUCUAAAAUGUUUGAAAUUGUAUAUGAAGAUCCUGAAACUAAUGAAAAGCAGUUUGUCUAUCAAAAUUCAUGGGGGUUGAGUACCCGUACUAUUGGAGCAAUGGUUAUGAUACAUGCAGAUAACACUGGCCUUGUUCUGCCACCACGAGUAGCUGCUUACCAAGUAGUAAUUGUUCCAUGUGGAAUAACAGCAUCAAUGAAAGAAUCAGAAAAAGAUGCCCUCCUGGUGAAAUGUAGUGAAUUCGAAAGUGUUUUGAAGAAAGCAGGUGUUGCUGUGAAAGGUGAUUAUCGUGAUAAUUAUUCACCUGGAUGGAAGUUUAACGAUUGGGAACUUAAAGGUGUACCCAUAAGAGUUGAACUUGGUCCUAAAGAUAUGAAGAAAAAUCAGUUUGUUGCUGUGAGACGUGACACAGGUGAAAAGGUUACCUUGGGGAUUGACACGGCUCCUAAUUCAAUCCUUGAACUUCUUGAUAACAUCCAUUCUAAUUUGUUUAACAAGGCUAAAAAGGCAAUGGAUGAGCAUCUUGCUGUAUCUUAUGAUUGGUCUGAUUUCUGCAAUAAACUUAAUCAGAAGUUUAUUCUCAUGUCCCCUUUCUGUACAGAAAUUGAAUGUGAAGAGCAAAUUAAGAAAGAAAGUGCCAAAUUGUCAGAAGAAGUUCUUGAACCAGGAGCACCAGCUAUGGGUGCAAAGAGCUUGUGCAUACCCUUCCAACAGCCAGCUGAGAUCUUACCUGAUACAAAAUGCAUUAACCCCAGUUGCAAGAGGAAGCCAAAAAAUUUCACUCUCUUUGGUAGAAGUUAUUAACAAAUUUCAUGAUAUAAGAUUCAUGUUUUUAAUCAUUGAUGAUAAAUAUUAAUGCCAUAAUAAAAAAUGAUUUGCCUAAAAUCAAUGAAUUUAGUAAUGAUAUGUUUUAUUUAAUUAUUUUUCUGUCAAAGAGCUGUAACAAAUGCAGUUUUUAUAAAGACUAUUAUUCAAAACAUGAGUAAUUAUGAUUGAAUCUGUUUUCUGUUAUGGUUUUGUUUGACAACUAUGUUUUCCACCUUUUUUACAAGUCGUUUUACUUUAUACUUCCAUAUAAUAUGUAAGGAAUGUUAGUGUAUUUUCUGACAAUUUUGUGGAAUGUGUUUAAUACUUUCUUGAAACUUCCUAGAUUUUUAUAUUUUAUCUUAUUUAUAAACUGUUAUUUAAGCAAUCUUAU
Molecule: messenger RNA, 5363 nt
Organism: Argiope bruennichi
Lineage: Eukaryota; Metazoa; Arthropoda; Arachnida; Araneae; Araneidae
Gene: GluProRS
Product: bifunctional glutamate/proline--tRNA ligase-like
Exons: 1
Coding region: 140-4969 (1609 amino acids)
Biological process (GO): glutamyl-tRNA aminoacylation; translation; prolyl-tRNA aminoacylation
Cellular component (GO): aminoacyl-tRNA synthetase multienzyme complex; cytoplasm
Molecular function (GO): glutamate-tRNA ligase activity; ATP binding; proline-tRNA ligase activity
Source: RefSeq, a predicted model, not a curated record